CAAAACCACCCAGACAAAGCUCCCAGCAUGCGGGUCCAUCAGCCCUCGUGCCCUUCACGUGCACCUCGCAGCACAGCACACACCUGUGCACGUGCACACUGUACACGCCACACACUUCAGCUAGAAGACAAGGGAAAAAAAAAAAAAGAGGAACCUUUGUAGAAAUGUUUCAAAUACUGUAAGAUAUAGUUGCUGUUUUCAUUGUUUUACAAUAAUAAGAAGAGAUUAACAAUACAGUCGUCCCUCACAAUAUCGCGGUUCUUCAGAAAUUAACUAAUAAAUGAUCGCUGUUUCGUGGUAGACUAGUAUUCUGGUCACUAGGCGGCAGUAAUGACACGAGACACGACCUAACAUUACAUGAUCGUAACGCUGCAUGAAGUCAUAAAGUCAGCCAUGGCAUGAAAGAAGUUUCCUUUCCAGCGUGGAAGUGGUACGUUUUUGGCUUCUUAAGUUUAGAAGAAAUACAUGCGAGGCUAACUGGUUAGCUCGCUUGUCUCGAGUCCUGCAGAGUUGUGCAAUGUGGUAUAAACAAUGAAUAGGCGUGUUAUUUCAUGCCCACAGGGCUCUAACAAUGUUAAAAAGCGUAUUUAGAAAGUCCUAAACAGCUUUACUAAGCUCUUAAUUAAGAAAAUAUUCCAUUUCUAAACACUGAAUCUGAUAUAUUAAUUUAUGAAACGGGCAUGAAAUGAAAAUGCAUGAAAUGAAUUCAUGCCAGAGCGUUUAUUCCAACCUUAACACGUCAACAGCAGUGUGCAGUUCUAGGCUGGUUUGCCAGACAAACUCAGAAGGAUUUCCUCCAAACAAACAUAACAUACCUCAGACACAAGCUGCUUCACCCCAAAGACAAAAUCCCGAGAAGCAAACUCAGAAAUGUUAUUUCUGCAGUGCAGUGCUGUGAGGAGUGCAAUGACCUAUACAUUGGAGAGACCAUGCAGCGGUGUCUUUGGGCCCAGAGUCAGCAGGCAUAUUCAUUUCAGGACAACAAUUCUGAUGUGGACCACUGCUGCUUUGAAACACAAACAAGGAAGUCCAUCUUCAAACACAGGAGGAGAUUUGCGCCAUCACCUAUCGUCUGCUUACAACAAUGUCCUGACGUCUCUCCUCCAAAGAUUGUCUCAUUCCACAGGAAGGUUUUUGCCACCAUGAAGCAGGCGAACGACCUGUUGGUAUGCGGGGCCUGAGCAACAGCAACCCUAUUGUCACCAACCCCCCAGGGGAGAAAAUUAGCAAUAUUUCACCCACAGGAUACAUCAGAUAGCUUUACCAUCAGGAAGCUAACCGGUUAACAUUGAAGCAGAGCGUGAACAGUUACGUCCUGUGCUUCGUAAUGAAGGUCGAACACGUGCAAGCGGGAUUUGGACGAGACGAUGUGGACUUACGGUACGUCAUCUUCUUGGGAGGAGGACCACUUUUGACUGGACGCGCAGACAGGAUGAGGAGGACAAACGGAGACUGAUCUCCUCAGAAGGCUGGAGGAUAAAGACUUGUUCACACCGUCGACCGUCACUCAGGCAACCAUGACACAGCAGCUGAGCAGCUCGCCUUUCCUCAAACCUUUCUUCCUGAAGACGCCCGUCCAAGUGGUCAGCCCGCUGAGACAGAGGAGACACACGCUGCCCGCCAGCGAGUUCAGGAACCUGACGCCUCAGGACGCCAUCAGUGUCUUUGAAAUUGAGAGAGAAGCCUUCAUCUCUGUGUCCGGUGAGUGCCCUUUGACCCUGGAAGAGGUCCUGUACUUCCUGAGUCAGUGUCCUGAGCUGUCCCUGGGCUGGUUUGAGGAGGGACAGCUCGUCGCCUUCAUCAUUGGAACGGGCUGGGACAAAGACAGGCUUUCACAGGAGGCCAUGACCCUGCACGUGCCGGAUACGUCCACGGUGCACAUCCACGUGCUGUCGGUGCACCGCCACUGUCGCCAGCAGGGCAAAGGCUCCAUCCUGCUGUGGCGCUACCUGCAGUACCUGCGCUGCAUGCCCCGCCCCCGCCGGGCUCUGCUCAUCUGCGAGGACUUCCUGGUGCCCUUCUACCUCAAGGCCGGCUUCAAGGAGAAAGGCCCGUCUGCCAUCAGCGUUUCCAACAUGCGCUUCCAAGAGAUGGAGUACCUGCUUGGGGGGCAGGCGUACGCCAGGCGGAAUAGCGGCUGCUAGCCCCCCCCCCAAAAAAACAAUUCAUCCAAAGUGGACUCACACAGCACACAGAUGGGGGGGGCAGUGGACUUGGCUUACAUGGACUCUAAGACCAACACAAAGCCAGGCUGCGUCCACAUGCGUCCUGUCAUGUUUGCCUCAAAGAAAUCUAAGAUGGUAAAUAAAGAGAAAAUUACAAUAAGCCGCAUACUCAACCCAGCAGGUGGCAUUUUGCUUUGGGAUAUUUGAGUUAGCGGCCCGGUGAAGUCCUUACUUUAUGCCAGGGGUGUCCAAACCUUUUCCUCCGAGGGCCACUUAAUGAAAAAUGAGGACGCAACGUUGCCACUUUGAUAGUUUGUAAAGCAACGCAUGUUGAUGUGCUAAGACGUUACAUAUUUACAUAUUUCACAGCAGCUUCGUCUUAUGCUCAAGUGAAGCAUGAACUUCGCUCUUUGCUUCUUUUUUUUGUGGUAAUAUUCUGACUUUAUUCCCAGAAUAUGAUAACUUUUCCCCAAAUCUCAUUUUCCAAAAAUGGCAUUUAUUUUGUUUUGGGUUUUUUUUGUUAUAUUAUCAAGACUUAAAAAAUAAAUACCAUUUUCCUUUAAUAUUUCAACUGUAUCCUACUAAAAACGGCAUAACUUUUCCUCAUUCCUACGAUUUCAUCCUUGUAAAAUUGGGACUCCUAAUGUUUUGACUUUAUUCCUGUAAAAUUACUGCUGCUUUUUCAAUUUUUGCCGUUUUCUUUUUUACAUUUUCCAACUAUUUAAACUUUCUUCUUGCACAUUUUCUUCUCAUAAUAUUUUGACCUAAUUCUCAUAAUAAUAUAACUCCACCCCCCCAACAUAUUUUUCCAAAAAUGACAACUUUAUUUUGUUUGAUUCUCACAUUACAACUUUUUUAAAAUAUUUUUUUUCUUUAAUAUUUAAACUGUAUUUUAUUAGUUUAAAAUUAAAAGUGCUAUUUUUCCCUCACAAUAUUGGGAUGGUCAUUUUCAUAAAAUUACAACUUUUUCUAGUUAGAUUACAACUUUUUUACUCUUAAAAUUUUGAUUUUAUUCCUGUAAAAUUACUGCUGAUUUUGCCAUUUUUGCUGCUUUUGUUUUUUUUUUUUUUGUUUGUUUUCUUGUUGAUAAAAUGUGCUGCCAAUUAAAAAAAAAAAAAAAAAAAAAAAAAAAAGGAAAUGGCCCCUGGGCCACACUUUGGACACCCCUGCUUUAUGCAUAUGUUCUUUACCGGGCAGCCUACGGUCACAUGACAAGUCAGCCACGCGUGGACGCAGCCUUAAAAGUUGCAAUAAAAAAAAAAAUAAAAUAAAAAAAACCCAAACAGACCAUAUGAAGUAUUUUUUUGUUUCUUAUUUUGUUGUUUUCAGUUACACGUGUCGAGCAGACGGGCAGCUAAAACGCUACCGAGUUCAAGACGGCCAUCACUUCUUGAGAAGCAAUAAACACAAACAAGCAAAAGUCAAAGGAAGAAAAGGAAAAAAAGGCAACAACAUUUGAGUGCUCAGCAUAACGUAACAAAGUAAAAAGGAAACAUGGCAGUAGUUGGUACAUUUUUAGCUUUCAACAAGGCACCAAAGGUUUUGAUAUUGGACUGAAAUUGUUUCUUCUUGGUUUUUCUCCCUGCUUUUCUGCUUGAGGUUGCCUGGAUGACUUCUAUGGAAGAGGAGAAGAGCCAAGUGUGGGAAAUACACCCACU
This is a messenger RNA of Dunckerocampus dactyliophorus (ringed pipefish), 3823 nucleotides long. RefSeq names its product arylalkylamine N-acetyltransferase 2 (gene aanat2). The transcript is spliced from 3 exons. Gene Ontology annotation, cellular component: cytoplasm. The record is from RefSeq and is a predicted model, not a curated record. NCBI's taxonomy places the organism in Eukaryota, Metazoa, Chordata, Actinopteri, Syngnathiformes, Syngnathidae. Gene Ontology annotation, biological process: response to light stimulus; circadian rhythm. The coding region runs from base 1518 to 2144 and encodes 208 amino acids. Gene Ontology annotation, molecular function: aralkylamine N-acetyltransferase activity.